GCGGCCAGCACGAAAUUAGUUGCCCGAAUCCAUUUUUGUUGGUAAUACGCGAGUGUGCACGGUUAAGAAGAAAAAGGGUUUGAAGAGCCCUCGAAGCGAUCAUGAGAGUAAUCGCUGUAGGAGCAGCCUUGCUGCUUCUUGCACUAAGUGCAAAUCAAACAAGUGCAAAUGUUGCAGAUCCCUUUGUACACAAUUGGCAUUCGGGCUUCAUAAAUUGCUACGAAUGCGAUAGCCUGGCGGAAUGUUCCGCCGGCUCUGGCACCCUGCGCAAGUGCCUCGACAACGAUGCCCAGAGCUGUGUGGCCAUCUUCGACAGCGACGGUGCUGUGGUGCAGCGCGGCUGCAGCGACAAUCUGGUGACGAGCUGCUCGGCGGACCAGGACAAGUGCUACCAGUGCCGCUCGAAUGGCUGCAACAACCUGAAGACCGACUCGGAGCUGGUCGAUUGCGUGUACUGUGACGCCCAGAGCGAUGACAACUGCGUCUUCGACAUUGAGCUGGUGCAGACGAGGCGACGAUGCCAUCAGCAGUGCAUCACGGCACUGUAUCCCACCACCAGUGAUGCCAAGGCACCGCUGGAGCUGGUGAGGACCUGCCUGGACGAUCUGGAGUACGAUGAUCGCGAGGCCUGUGCCGAGGGCAGCUUUCCGAACUGUGUUGCCUGCACAGGAGCCAGUUGCAACCAGGUGGAGCUGGGUGUCCGUGGCAGCUGCAACUCCUGCCGUGGGGAUUGCUCCUCUCCGCAGCCACAGACCUGCCGCGCCGUUCCCGCCGACGAUGAUGUGGAACAUUGCUUCAUCGAGUUUGAUGAGAGCGGAACGCUCGCCGCUCAGGGCUGCCUCAGCCAGUUCAAUGUCAGCGAUGUGCAGCUGCUCGAGGAGAGCAAACGACUCUGGUACUGCUCCGGCGCGGACAACUGCAAUGUGGCGACUGCCCUGCCCACGCCACAAAACUGCAAACUGUGCAGCUCCCGCACCGAUGCCGAUUGCGCUGUUGAUCCGGAAGAGGUGGAGUCCGAGACGGAGUGCGGCAAUCCGGUGAACACGGACUGCUAUGCGCGGAUCCUGGCCAAUGGACACACGGAACGCGGCUGCCUGACGAGUCUGGAGGGUGAGGAGUAUCUGGAGUGCCUGCGGGAAGGCAACACCACGCAAUGCGCCAAGUGCACCGGAGAGAAGUGCAACCUAAAGCUACAUCCCACCGAGCGUUUGAGCUGUCAGACCUGUGACUCGAGUGAGGACUCCAAGUGUGAGUCCUCUCCGGCUGCCGCUGCCCUCUGCCUGCUGCACACUGAGAGCCAGCAGUGCGUGACCAGCCUGGAUCUGGCGGGUAAAACGCAUCGCGGCUGCAGUGCCUCGCUCGAGUGCGACUCGAAGAAUCCCCAAAAGUGUCAGCUCUGCUCCGGCUCCGAUUGCAACACUGCAAACCUGAAGCGUCUGGCUGAUGGCAAUCCGGGUCCCUGGCAGCAGGAGUUGCCGCUCAGCUGUCAGAGCUGCGUGGACGCCGCUUCCUGUGCAGCCAGCAGCAUUGAGGAGGUAACCUGCGCCACCGAGGCAGAUUACUGCAUGACCAUCUUCGAUGCAACGGGUGCGGUCAGCGCUCGUGGCUGCAGCCAGGUGGUGGAGGAAACCUACAGCGUGUACUGCGAUGCCAAUGGCGCCAGCUGCCACAACUGCAACUCGAAUGGCUGCAACAAGGCCCGAUCCCUGGACAGCUACCGCGAAUGCAUCUACUGCGAUGCCGAGAACGCCGAUUGUGCCCGCAAUCCUGCGGCAGUUGAGGCCAGACGCAGCUGCAAUGGCCACUGCAUGACUGCACUGCGACCCCGCUCCAAUGGCAGCAUCAUCUACGACACGGUGCGCGGCUGCCUGGACGACAAGGACGAGGCGGAUCAGCAGCCGUGCAUCGAUGGAGCGGACACCAAUUGUGUGGCGUGCGACGCCGACGACUGCAACGUGGCACAGCUGGCGGAGGAAACUCUCAGCUGCUAUCAGUGCUCCGGCGACGAGUGUGGCGAUCCCAGUGCCCUGCAGUGCACUCAAUACAAUCCCGAGGAUCGCUGCUACAUUCUGUUCGACCAGGAUGACGGCGACAUCACAUCCAUGGGCUGUCUGUCUGAUUUGGAGGAUGACUUUGUGGACGAGAACUUCCACUCGCUGCUGUUCUGCAAUGAGACGAAUUGCAACUUCUUUGACAAUCUGCCCACGGCGACCAGAUGCGUGGCCUGCGACUCCUCGGAGGAUCCCAACUGUGCCGUGGAUCCCAGCAAAAUUACGCUAAUUGGCACCUGCGGCGUUCUGCCCUACACCAACUGCAUGACGCGUGUGAUAAAUGGCAUUACCCAACGUGGCUGUGUGAGCAGCCUGCCAAGGGAGCAGCUGACCGCCUGCCUGGCGGGCAACGGCACCUGCCAGGUGUGCGAGGGUGAACUCUGCAACUUGGACAUCUAUCCCGCCGAUCGUCGUCGCUGCCAGCGUUGUGAUUCUGUCACGGAUGCCAGCUGCGCCUCUGCCCCGAAUGCAGACAGCGUUUGUCCCUUCUAUCUGGUGGAUCAGGGCUGCAGCGCGAAGCUCGUGAAUGGAGAGACUUAUCGCGGCUGCCAGCGUGAGUUCACGUGCGAUGACUCCGACAAGCAGCACUGUCGCGUCUGCUCCGGCAAGGAUAACUGCAAUGUGGCGGAUCUCGAGAGCUCCUUCAUUGGCUAUCCCGGCAAGUGGGCCACGCCGCCCAUCAACUGCUACACCUGCAACGGCACCGACUGCCAGGGCUCCAGCCUGGGCGCCCUGAAGAAGUGCGUCGGCAACGAUGAACAGAACUGUGCCACAGUGUUCGACAGCGCGGGUCUGGUGGUGCAUCGUGGCUGCACGGAUCAGCUGUAUGCGGAUGAGGACCUGCUCCAGUACUGCGACGAGCAGUCGGGUCGCUGCAAGUUCUGCAAAUCGACGGCCUGCAAUGAUGCCCGGGAGCUGGACACCUACGUGGAUUGCCUCAUCUGCGAUGGCGCCGAUCAGGCCGAGUGUGUGCGCAAAGUGGACGAUGUGACGAGGAGCGUGUCCUGCCAGGGCAGCUGCUUCACCGGCCUCUAUCCACGUAACACGGCAGCCAAUCCCAUACUCGAUUUGGCCCGCGGCUGUCUGGACGAUCUCGAGUACGACGAUCGCUUGGCCUGCACCGCCGGCACCUUGGACAACUGUGUGGCCUGCACGGCAGCCAGUUGCAACAAUGCCGCAGUGCCCGAGGAUCGCUUGAGCUGCAACUUCUGUGUGGGCACCGACUGCGCGGACACCGUCAGUCAGCAGUGUCUGGGCUACCGUGCCGCGGAUCAGUGCUACAUUCAUGUGGGCGAUCUCAGUGUCGAGAGCAUGGGCUGUGCCUCCGAUCUGGAGGACACUUUCCUGCUGGCCAAUCGCCGGGAUCUGCUCCUGUGCUCCGGCGACAAUUGCAACACGAAGGACAAGCUCAAUCUCGUUGGUGUUUCCUGCAACAUUUGCAACUCCACCGGAGAUGCUGGCUGUGUGGCGGGUGAAGACAUCUCACUGAUUGCCGUCUGCCAGCAUUACAUCAAUCCCGAAUGUUUCAGCCACAUCAAUGAAGAUGGCGUGCUGGAGCGUGGCUGCCUGAUGGACACGGAUGACGAGCUCUUCGACGAGUGCUCCAGCGGCGACAGCAGCAGCUGCCAAAUCUGCAGCACCAACGGCUGCAACUCGGAGGUUUAUCCCGCGGACUGGCUGCAGUGCCUGCGCUGCGACUCCGCCAGCGAGGCAAACUGUGCCACGUCGCCCACUGGCUACGGCAGCUACUGCCGCACCUACGACAAGGAUGACGCGUGCGUCACGAGUCUGUCCAAGGGUCGCACCCGUCGUGGCUGCCAGUCGGAGAUCAAAUGCGACGAGAGUCAGGCUGGCAGCUGUCGCGUCUGCUCCGGCGAGAACUGCAACGAUGUGGACCUUCAGUCGGGAUAUGUGGGCGAGCCCGGCAAGUGGCAGGAUCUGCCAUUGAGCUGCCACGUGUGCGCGGAUGUCGCUAGCUGUGCGGCGGUGGGCACGGAGCCCACCAAGUGCGAGGGCAACAACAAGCAGACCUGCGCCACGGUCUUCAAUGCAGAGGGUCAGGUGGAGGCCAGGGGAUGCAGCGACUCGGUGCAGUCCGCCCAUGCGGACUACUGUGAUCUCAACGGGGACAGCUGUCCGCAGUGCAAGUCGGAUGGUUGUAACAACGCCCUCAGUCUGGACUCCUACGUGGACUGCUACUUCUGCGACGCGGAUGAGGACUCCUCCUGCGCCUGGGAGACGCCCACGAGCACCAGGAAGUGCCAGGGUCAGUGCAUGACGGGCCUGUAUCCACGUAGCUCCGCUGUCGACUCGGCUCUGCUGCCGGUCCGUGGCUGUCUGGAUGAUCUAAACGAAGCGGAGCGCACCACCUGCGCCGCCGGCAGCCACGACAACUGCAAGGCCUGUGAGGGAGCCCGCUGCAACGAUAACGACAUCAUCGCAGAUCCCCAGGAGUGCUACGUCUGCUCCGAUCCCGAGUGCGAGGAUCCGCUGGAAACCAAGUGCCUGGCCUACCGGCCCAACGAUCAGUGCUAUCUCGCCUACAACGCGGGCGACGUGGUGGCCAUGGGCUGUGCCAGCGACUUUGAGACGCAGGUCAUCCAGGAGCUGGUGGCCCAGAAGCUCAUGUUCCUGUGCAGCGGCAACAACUGCAACUUCUACGACAUUGUGCCCGAUCCAAACACCUGUCUGCAGUGCAACUCUCUGGUCGAUUCUCGCUGCGCCACCAAUCCCAACCAGCUGCUGACCACCGACAUAUGCUCGGACCUGCCCUACACGGAGUGCGUCACGCACAUCGAUGCCAAGGGCACCACCACUCGUGGCUGCCUCUCCAACCUCGCCAGCGAUGACUUCUACAGCUGCCUCACCGGCACCCACGGCGGACUCUGCGACACUUGCACCGGCAGCAACUGCAACGGACUGACGGUCUUCCCCGUGGGUCGUCGCAGCUGCCAUCAGUGCGACUCCGACAGCGACCCCAACUGCGCCUCAGCACCCAGCAGCAGCACCGUGUGCCCCGUCUAUGCCGAUGGAGACAGCUGCGUGACGACUCUCCUCAAUGGCGUGACCCAUCGAGGCUGCAGCUCCAGUCUGAGCUGCACGGAUCCCAGCGAUUCUCGCACUUGCCGCAUCUGCAGCGGCGCCAAUGGAUGCAACACCAUCGACUUGGAUCUCAUCAAUGCGGAUGGCUUCCCCGGCGUUUGGCAGGAGGUGCCCAUCAGCUGUGUGGCCUGCUCGGGCGCCACAGAGUGCGCCGCAGCCACGAGUCUCGAGGCGUGUACCAGCUACGACAAUUGUGUGACGGUGUUCGACGCCAGUGGCGCCGUGACAGAGCGUGGAUGCUCCGAGAAGGUAUUCGAGGCAUCCAGCUACUGCGAUGAGCAGCCCGAAAAGUGUCCACGCUGCAACUCGAACGGCUGCAAUGUGGCCACCAGCCAGGACUCGUAUGUCGAGUGUCUGGUGUGCGACUCCAGCGAGAAUGCCGCGUGCCUCGCGACGCCCGCCUCGAUCGGCAAGACGCGCCAGUGCCACGAGAGCUGUGUGUCCGCCUUCCGCCCUCUGUUUGGGGAAACGACGGAUCCCAGCUACGCUCUGGUGCGCAGCUGCUACGACGAUCUGGAGAAGGAGGACCGUGACGCAUGCAAGGCCAAUGCCAAGGCAUUCUGCGCCACCUGCGAUGGGGCCAAGUGCAACACGGAGGAUCUGGUGGCCUCGCGGCACAGCUGCCUCGUCUGCCAGGGCGACGAGUGCCAAAACGCGCAGCCAGCCUCCUGCGCCAACUACAGGGAGAACGAUCAGUGCUACAUUCAGUUCGAUGAGCAGCGUUCCGUCAUCGCCCUGGGUUGCCUGAGCGAGCACAGCCACGAGGAGAUCUACCAGCUGCAGCGUGCCAAGCGGCUGCUCACAUGCAGCGCGGAGGAUUGCAACACAAUUGAGUCCCUGCCGGAGGCCCAUACCUGUGCCCUUUGCAGCUCCCGCACUGAUGCCAGCUGUGCCAUUGCCCCGGGCAGCGUGACCAGCUCCACCAGCUGCCAGCUGACGGGUCUGCCCGAAUGCUACUCGCGUGUCCUGUCCGACGGCAGCACCGAGCGCGGCUGCCUGUCCAGCCUGGAGGAGGACGAGUUCCUUGCCUGCUACAACGGCACCACCGACACCUGCCUCUCCUGCCAGGGUGAUGCCUGCAACAAGGAGGUGUAUCCCGCCAGUCGUCGCUCCUGCCACGUUUGCAACUCGGAAACUGACGCCACCUGCGAGUCCGCACCGAGCAGCCUCACCGUCUGCUACCUGUACGAGCCGGAGGAUCAGUGUGUGACGAAUCUGCGCAACGGAGUGACCUACCGCGGCUGCUCCACCUCCCUCAGCUGCGAGACGGACGCCAAGUCGUGUGUCUACUGCGAGGGCGAUGGCUGCAACCAGGUGGAUCUGGCCGCCAAGGCGGACGACAAUCAUGGCAAGUGGCAGGAUCUGCCGCUCAGCUGUCUGAGCUGCGCGGAAGCCACCUGCCAGGGUGCCAGCAUUCCCAGUGUCAAGUGCCAGGACAACAACGAGCAGGACUGCCUCACAGUCUUUGGCGCCGACGGCGUGGUCAGCCAUCGGGGCUGCCACGACACGGUCGAAGCGAUUGCCAGCGUCGCCACCUACUGUGCCGCCAACGAGGCCAGCUGCCUCGCUUGCAAGUCCAACGACUGCAACAAUGCCACUGCUCUGAGCCAGUACGAGACGUGCAUCUACUGUGACUCCUUCAAGGAUGCGAGCUGCCUGUGGGAGCCACUGCAGGAGGGCCGCAGGACACGCCAGUGCCAGGGCGGCUGCAUGACGGCGCUGUACGGCAGCUCGGACACCGGACUCGACCUCAUCCGCACCUGUUUGGAUGACAAGGAAGAGGCCGAUCGACUCACGUGCUCAGACUCCACCUGCGCCGCCUGCAGCGGUGCCUCGUGCAAUGUCCAGACCCUGCCCGAGGAUCGCCUCAGCUGCUACACCUGCGCCGGCGACGAGUGCGAGGAUCCCUCGCCGAAGCUGUGCGCCAUCUACAAGCCCAACGACAGCUGCUUCCUGUGGAUGGACGAGGACAACAGCAUCCAGCAGCUGGGCUGUCUGAGCUCUUUCCGCAACCAAGAUCUGGAAAGUGUCAUCAAGACGAAGCGCAUUGCCGUCUGCGAGGGCGUCAACUGCAAUGUCCCCCAGCUGCCCGUGCCCGUCCGCUGUGCCGUGUGCGACUCUCGCGAGGAUCCCACCUGUGCCACCAAUGCCCAGGCCGUUGGCAGCUUUGACACCUGCAGCCAAAUGCCACACACAAGCUGUGCCACGCGUCUACUGAGCGAUGGUGCCACCACACGAGGAUGUCUGUACGACUUGGAGCAGUCUGUCUUUGCCGCUUGCCUGCUGGGCAGCGACUCCAACUGUUCUGUCUGCUCCACGGAUGGCUGCAACCGAGAAGUCUUCCCUGCCGAUCGUCAGGUGUGCUACACUUGCACCUCCGAGGAUGACUCCUUCUGCGAGUCGGAUCCCAGCUACGCCUUGGCCUGUGCCUGGGUCAGCGAUACGGAGACGUGCAAGACCUCGCUGACCAAUGGAAAUGUGACGACACGCGGCUGCAGCAGCAGCCUGGAGUGUGAUCUGAGUGACUACCGCAACUGUCGCAGCUGUGUGGGCAGCGAGUGCAAUGCCAUCGAUCUGGCCAAUCGGCACGAUGAUGGCCAGCAUGGAUUCUACCAGGAGCUGCCGCUCACCUGCCACAAGUGCGAGGGCGAACAGUGCCACAGCUCGCUGGGACCGGCUGUGACGUGUGACCAGAACAUCGAGCAGGACUGCAAGACCGUGUUCGAGGCGGAUGGCGUGACUGUGCGUCGUCGUGGCUGCUCGGAUGAUGUGGAUGACUAUGAGGAUCGCUACUGUCGCCAGAAUCCCGAACUGUGCCCCAACUGCAAGUCGAACGAGUGCAACGAUGCCUGGAGCACCGAGGAGUUUGUCAGCUGCGUCUACUGCGACUCGGAGAAGAAUGCAACGUGCAUCACGGAUCCCACGAACAGCGGACUGGGCAGGCGACAGUGCAAGGGCCAGUGCCUGGUGGCACUCCACGGCAAGCACAUCAUUCGCAGUUGUCUGGACGACAAGGAGCUCUACGAUCGUGUUGACUGCAGCAACGAUGAGAGUGGCACAGACUGUGCCACCUGCACCGCGGAAAGCUGCAACACCUUUAGCUAUCCCGCGGAUCGACUGAGUUGUCACGUCUGCGCGGACGCCGCCUGCACGAGCAGCCGCUCCGAGGCCUGCUUGGAGUACGACACGAAUGACUAUUGCUUUGCCAAGUACAAUGCUGGCGUCGUGGAGCUGAUUGGCUGUGCCAGCAGCCAGAACAACACCAUCCUAGAGGAGUGGCAGGCGGCCAACCAGCUGUGGACCUGCACCGGCAAGGAGUGCAACGAUCUGAGCCGCCUGCCCGAAAACGAUGAGUGCGUGUCCUGCGACUCCAGCAAGACCUUGGAGUGUGCCCAGAACCCGGCAGCUGUGAGCACCAGCAUCACGUGCCAUGUGCCCAACUCGAGAUGUGUCACCCGCCUGGAGGGCAGACUCACAAUCAGAGGCUGCCUCAGCGCACUGAGCAACACAGAGGCUGCCACCUGUGAGGCCAACGGCAGCUGCUCCGUCUGCUCCGGCAACAAGUGCAACAUUGAGAUCUUCCCCGCCAACCGUCGCCGCUGCCACAUCUGCAACACUGCUGCACAAACGGACUGCUCCGUGGAUCCCAAUUACCUCGCCGUUUGUCCCAUCUACGAUGCCAACGAUGGCUGUGUCUCGGCCAUGGCCUUUAACGGCUAUCUGACCCGCGGCUGUGCCACUGAAGUCCAGUGCCUGAUCAGCAACGAUGACUAUUGCGAGGAGUGCAAGACAGAUGGCUGCAACAACUCCUAUCUGCGCGGCGCAGCAGCUCAUCUCUCCGGCAUUGGUCUGGGCCUGACCCUCAUCGUUGCCUGGGCCAUCAGCAUGCUGCGAUAGUCUGCCCUUUCGCCCUACUAUACGUACAUUUAGUUAGCUUUAUAGAGUAGAAUAUGCUUACCAUAAUCAGAGCGCCCCCAGAUCUACGUUCGAUCAACAAACGAUUUGUAAAUAAACCAAACGAAAAUAUGAA
Molecule: messenger RNA, 9183 nt
Organism: Drosophila subobscura
Lineage: Eukaryota; Metazoa; Arthropoda; Insecta; Diptera; Drosophilidae
Exons: 7
Coding region: 102-9050 (2982 amino acids)
Source: RefSeq, a predicted model, not a curated record